CAAGAAGCUGACAUUCAGCUCAAAAUUUGAGGGUCCCAGACCAUGGUCUAUCGUCAACAUCACGAACCAAAAUGGUAAUUUGGCCGUGUUUGAAAACCGCAACGUGGUCACAAGACGUAUCGACCUCUUUCAGUUAGCAGUCACACGUCGUCUACAGGAUUGAUAUAAAUCAGACGCAAGUCCUGCUGUGAUAUACCUAAUGGUUCCUCUAUCAACACAGUUCUGCACCACUUGAUAUCAACAAUGGCCGACCAACAAGAGCCUAUAUUCACGCCAACCAGCGGCUAUGAGUCGUUCAUUUACAUUUACAACAAAACCAAAGUCGACUUUGCACUUGAUAGUUCAAAGGCCAUUCUCGGCUCUUGGGCGAAAGGAUGCCCUCCGAACACAAUCAAGGCUGGAGCUCAAGCUUUGAUCCAGCUGAACGACAGCUUUGGCUUCUCGGGCAGCCAAGGAGAGGUUGUGUACGAGCUGUAUCACCCCUCCGAUCCUGACACUCCCCUCUCAUUCAAGGUUGAGUUCUGUGAUCCUUAUGGCAGAUGGAACGACAACUAUCUGCGGACGAAGUCGAGCAAUCCCAAGUUGGUCUCAUGCCAAGUUCUGGACUACAACCUUACCGGCCACCCCUUCACAGGUCAUGUCGAGGUCUACCUGACCGAGAAUUCGGCCAACGAAAGAAUUGAUGCCGGAAACACCUCCAAUGAAACCAACGGCGACGCUCACGCAGCCUUUGAAAUUGGAUUCAAUGGUCCACUUGGCAUCAAGAUCCGAGACCCGGUUCAUGAAGACAUCGCCAUCGCCGCCUUCAUCGCAUCCAGGAUGCGCUUUCCAAAGGGAACUGAGUACAACAAUCUCGACGCUGCCCAGUGGGAGUACAUGCGUGGUCUUCUUUGGAGCGAUGACCCUCUGUGUCUGUUGUUUGAAGACUCCAGAGAGAGCAACAGCGAGCUGGCAUUGGGCGAAAAGUUUCUAGGUGACUUUUACGCCGGCGCUCCCAGCAGCCUCACACAAAGGAGCCACUUUGGUGACUUGCAAUUCUUCCACGCGAUGGCCGCUCAGUCGAAUGAAGAUCCGCAUGAGACAAAGGCAAACAUGCUUUCUUGGUUGGAAACCAUCUACAAGCUCGCUAUCGGCGUCCAGGACGUGAGGGAGACUGACAGCCUUGCUGGUCGGUUCCCGACCCGUUUCUCAAGCUACUCUGAUCCCUCUGGAGACGCGAGUCUGAGACAGUUAUUCUUGGGUAGAACGCCUUCGUAUCGAAAGGCGAACAUCUCCAAGCGUGCCUUUGGUCACUGCCUGCACAUGGUCCAAGAUUCGUACGCAGUCGGACACACACUCCGUCGCUUGGCCAAUCCUGGAGACCUAGACGGUAAAGAUGGCGAAGGCUUCUUCAGGUUCAAGCCCGGCAAGUUUGCCAGACUCGGGCCCAUCAUCACGUUCCACACCUACUCUGGUCAAUCCAAACGUCACGCGCACUAUGAUGAGUCCAAGCAAUCCCGGAGCCCAAGGGACCUCGAGUCCUUCAAUCACGUCAUUGGAGCCCGAGAUGCCAUCGACAAGUCAAUCAAGUUGAUCAACUUUUACGCGCAAAAGACAAAGUGGGAGGAUGGAGUGCGUGACUUCUUUGCCAACGAAGUGUUUGUGCUGGACUCGAAGGCCACCCUCAGCAACCCUCAAGUUGAUGAGAGGUUCGGAUCACCAGAUACGAGCAGUCAGUCUACUCUUGAGGCUGAUCGGUUCGCGGAUGAAGAGUACCAGCUGGGUAUGGAGAGAAAAAUGACGAUGCUGGAGAGCGGUCUGGCAUUUACUAGUCGUGUUCCUUCCGAGUCACAGUUCAGCUUGCGUAAUGAUUCUUGGACAGUUCUUGUUCAGGGGAUUUAG
Colletotrichum phormii is the source of this 1881-nucleotide messenger RNA. RefSeq lists its product as uncharacterized. The record is from RefSeq and is a predicted model, not a curated record. The transcript has 5 exons. The coding region runs from base 244 to 1881 and encodes 545 amino acids. Lineage: Eukaryota; Fungi; Ascomycota; Sordariomycetes; Glomerellales; Glomerellaceae.